Messenger RNA from Solea senegalensis (Senegalese sole), 4295 nucleotides. RefSeq names its product integrin beta-1-like. Gene Ontology annotation, molecular function: C-X3-C chemokine binding; collagen binding involved in cell-matrix adhesion; integrin binding. Gene Ontology annotation, cellular component: cell surface; focal adhesion; integrin complex. The record is from RefSeq and is a predicted model, not a curated record. Lineage: Eukaryota; Metazoa; Chordata; Actinopteri; Pleuronectiformes; Soleidae. Bases 323 to 2713 code for a protein of 796 amino acids. The transcript has 16 exons. Gene Ontology annotation, biological process: integrin-mediated signaling pathway; cell-matrix adhesion; cell migration.
AAAAAGAAAAAAAGGGAAAGAAAAGCGACUCACCAGGAGCAGCCAAGCAGCACCAGAGCCGACACGGCUGUUACGUGCCGAAGCGAGUCGGGGACUUUUCCCUUCGUAAUUAGAUUUUACACAUGAAUAAAGGUUCAUUUUUACUUUCCGCGUUGAAAGUGUCUCGGACCUGGCACGACGGAACGGUGCGGUCAUUAGCUUAAAGAAAGCGAACCACCAGAACCGCUUUAGCUAGUCUUCACUCAGUACUAGAUUCGGUUUACGUAAAAAAACAUUUCGGGUGCAAAUGCUUCUCUAAAACAUCGGGAACUAUCAACACAAGAUGGACUUCCGGUUAUUGUUAAUAGCCUCAUUAUCAGCUGUUCUGGGUGGCGGCUGGGCGCAGCAAGAGGGAAGCGUAUGCAUCAAAGCAAACACGCAGUCAUGCGGGGAAUGCAUCCAGGUCGCCGAGUCAUGUGGAUGGUGCUCAGAUGCAGAUUUUCUCACUGUGGGUGAGUCCAAGUCGGCCCGCUGUGAUGACCUGGAGUCGCUGAAGAAGAGAAAUUGUGCAAACAUUGAGAACCCACGGGGAAGCAUCACCAUCGACAAGAACAAGGAAGUGACCAACCGCAAGGAUAAGACUGAGAAGCUGAAGCCUGAGCAGAUCACCCAGAUCCAGCCACAGAAACUCUCCCUGACACUCAGAUCUGGUGAGCCCCAGACCUUCAAGCUGAAGUUCAAGCGUGCUGAGGACUACCCCAUCGACCUCUAUUACCUUAUGGACCUCUCCUUCUCUAUGAAAGAUGAUUUGGAAAAUGUCAAGAACCUUGGUACUGACCUGAUGAGGGAAAUGAGGGAGAUCACCUCAGAUUUUAGGAUCGGAUUCGGCUCUUUUGUGGAGAAGACAGUCAUGCCUUACAUCAGCACCACACCAGCCAGACUCAUCAACCCCUGCACAGGGAACCAGAACUGUACCAGUCCCUUCAGCUACAAGAAUGUUCUGAAGCUGACCAACAACGGAGAUGAGUUCAACAAGCUGGUCAGUCAGCAGCAGAUCUCAGGAAACCUGGACUCACCGGAGGGAGGCUUCGAUGCCAUCAUGCAAGUGGCUGUGUGUGAGGAGCACAUAGGCUGGAGAAACGUGACUCGUCUGCUGGUGUUUUCCACCGAUGCUGGUUUCCACUUCGCUGGCGACGGUAAACUGGGCGGCAUCGUCCUCCCCAACGAUGGCAGGUGUCACCUGGAGAACAACAUGUACACCAUGAGCCACUACUAUGACUACCCUUCCAUUGCUCAUCUGGUGCAGAAACUCAGUGACCACAACAUCCAGACCAUCUUUGCCGUAACUGAGGAAUUCCAACCUGUUUACAAGGAGUUGAAAAAUCUCAUUCCCAAGUCAGCUGUCGGUACACUGUCCUCCAACUCCAGCAAUGUGAUCAAACUCAUUAUUGAUGCUUACAAUUCUUUGUCAUCUGAGGUUAUUCUGGAACACACCAGGCUGCCAGAGGGCGUGUCCAUCGCCUUCAAGUCUAUCUGUAAGAACGGUGUGGAGGGACCAGAGGAGAAUGGCAGGAAAUGCUCCAACAUCUCCAUCGGAGAUGAGGUGUCUUUUGUGAUUUCCAUCGAAUCCCAGAAGUGUCCAGCACACGGUAAAUCGGAGACAAUUAAAAUUAAACCUCUGGGCUUCACCGAGGAGGUGGAGGUAGUACUGAACUUCAUCUGUGACUGUGAGUGCGCCGCACACGGAGAAACCAACAGUAAAAUAUGCAACCUGGGCCACGGGACCUACGAGUGUGGAGCUUGCAAGUGUAAUGAGGGGCGUAUUGGACGACUCUGUGAGUGCAGCAAAGACGAAGUCCGAACAGAGGACCUGGACGCCAACUGCAGGAAGGACAACGGUACAGAUAUCUGCAGCAACAACGGUGACUGCGUCUGUGGCACCUGCGAGUGCAAGAAGCGGGACAAUACAGCAGAGCUUUACAGUGGGAAAUACUGCGAGUGUGACAACUUCAACUGUGACCGCUCCAACAACAAGCUCUGCGGAGGACACGGGCGCUGUGUUUGCAGGAAGUGCGUCUGUGACGCCAACUACACAGGCAGUGCCUGCGACUGCUCCCUGGAUACCUCCACCUGCCUCGCCAAGAACGGGCAGAUCUGUAACGGCCGUGGUACUUGUGAAUGUGGAAUCUGCAAAUGUACCAACCCCAAAUUCCAGGGUCCAACUUGUGAAAUCUGUCCCACCUGCCCUGGCGUCUGCACUGAGCACAAAGACUGUGUGCAGUGCCGAGCAUUUGAGGCCGGUGAGAAGAAGGACACAUGCGAGCGGGACUGCAGCUACUUCCAGCUGAUCAAGGUGAAGGAUCGCGACAAGCUGCCCCAGCCCACAGACCAGAGUUUCCCACUGACUCACUGCAAAGAGCGAGACGCCAACGACUGCUGGUUCUACUACACCUACGCCAUCAGGAAUGACACCAAGGAGGUCUACGUGGUGGAGAACUUGGAAUGCCCUGCAGGACCUGACAUCAUCCCUAUCGUGGCAGGAGUGGUAGCAGGCAUCGUUCUGAUCGGCCUCGCUCUCCUGCUCAUCUGGAAACUGCUCAUGAUCAUCCACGACCGCAGAGAGUUUGCCAAGUUUGAGAAGGAGAAGAUGAACGCAAAGUGGGACACGGGUGAGAAUCCAAUCUACAAAAGUGCUGUAACAACUGUCGUCAACCCAAAGUACGAGGGCAAAUGAUGGAGCUUUGCCUUCUUUGUGACAACACUGUAUGGAAAAGAGAGAGGGGGCUUGGGUGAAAGGGAGGGGCGGGUUUUCUAUUGUUCUCACUGUUGAUGUUUGUUUGUUUUUUUGUUGUAGCCACCAAAUGAUAGCAAAGCAUUUUGCCACUAUUUCAGUGUGUUGUACUAACUUGGUUUUAUUUUCUAUGCAUCGCUUGAAUGUGUACAGUCUGUGUAAAUGUGGGGUUUUGUAUUUUUUUUAUUUGUUUUAUUUUAUGCCUCUGCGGAACUUGAGAGAAAAGUGUUGUGAACUGAUCCUAGUUUUUUUGUCUUUUUCCUGCCACGGGACUGGCAAAGUAACGAAAAAGCCCAAGUGUGCCUUUUUCAUAGAACAGUGAAGCCAUCAGUGUUUAAUUGAGGGUUUAAUUUGAUUUUGAUGAUGGGCAACAAAUGAAGUGUUCCUUUUCCAACGAAUCAUGCAUACAACAUUUACGGCAAUCAAGUCACUGACUCAAAACCUCAAGUGAGCAAACCUGUUCAGACUGAUUUGUCAUCCGAGAGGAGGUUCCAAUCAUGUGACUGAGUCGAUGUUGCUCCCUUUUUAUGGCGCUUUUCCAUUCAACAGUUCUAGCACUACUCUGUUCGGUUUUGGUAUCAGGCACGUUGUUUUCCAUGACUUCAUAGUACCUCCUCAAUGUGGGUUGCCGCAACGUCGUUUUGGGUGGCUCCGUCCAGCUCUCCCAGGAUCCUCUUGUCAGCCACAAACACCCGAAACAUCGACGGACCGCAGUGUAUUUUUGUGGACAGCAGCCAUGUAUGCUCGCUGUAACACUCUUACUUUUUGGGUUUGAUUCUUUGGAACCUUGCCAGGGAAGGUACCAAAUAAAGCUCCAGGUACCAGGUACUAUAACUAAUGGAAAAGCAGAAAAAGCAUCGACAGUCGAGUCAAGUAGUGCUAGAACUGUGUAAUGGAGAAGCGCCAUUUGUUGGACUCUUCAGAUGGAGUGCCAGUAGGCCGUGUGUGGCAGCCAUGAAUUGUGUACAGUAUGUUUUGGGUUCUGUGUAAAGCCAUAUAUGUAUUCACAGAACCAGGUCGAAGAGUGUUAGUGUUUUUUCUAAAAUCCUGAACAAUCAAUUUUAUGGUCUUUUAUCUAUAAGAUAUUUUCUUGGGUUGCCUUUCUGGGUGAAAGGACAUCAGUGUACAGUAGUUUUAACUGUUUGGCUCCGGGUUUUUACUUUACUUAAUUUAAAAGCCAACUCAGGUCCUUAAUUCUUCACAGCAAUGCCAAAUACGCAGAAUAUGCCUUCAUUUUGUUUUGCUAACUAAAUUUGCUUAUAUUAAAAUGCCUUAUUUUACUAAGCUCCCAGUUUUAAUGUCAGUUAUUCCUACCAGCCAUUUGUUGGUGCCUCGAUCAAAUGUUUUUUAUUGAACAUGAACCAAUAGUAAAAUGUCACUUAGAUUUAAAGAUUAGUGCUAAGGGAAUUAAAAAUAGGUUACCCCUGUCACCAUUGUUUUUAAGUGCCUUUUUAAUUUCUACAACACAGUCACAUUUGCAAUUCUGUACUUUUGAAAUUAUUUAUUGAAUAAACAUUCAAAACCA